Molecule: messenger RNA, 2041 nt
Organism: Schistosoma rodhaini
Lineage: Eukaryota; Metazoa; Platyhelminthes; Trematoda; Strigeidida; Schistosomatidae
Source: the annotation of a GenBank genome assembly
AGGCAUGGUCGAAAAGUCAUGUCAUUGAUUCUCGCUUAUGUGUUACAUGUUGUCGCGGAUUUCUAACGUCGUUUUUUGUCGGCUAAUCACAGUAUUUUUCCGUCACAUGUUAAUUUUUGUAAUAUUUAUGCGUUUUACAUGGCGUUUAUUGCAGUCUAUUGGUUGCCUGACGUAUUUGGAGCUGACAACCUGGAUGAAUGUUUAGUCAGCCUAACUUGGUAAUUUGUAACAACGCAAACUCAGGCAAGCGAAAUUCAUCGUUUAUCAAGUCAAAAAUACACCAAAAUUACAGUUUCAAGCAAAAACAAGCUGUAGAAUAAUUUACAUAUGACUUACCUCCCUUAUUAUGGUAGUGACCCAAACAACCAAUAAAGUGGAAAUAAAAGCGAAAAAAGGGGGAAUAAAGCGGACGAAAGCGUAAAUAAAGGGGAAAUGUCGCUUUUUCGCCUGCACGUGAGGGACAGAUUUAUGGCUAUGUUGACGCGUUUAAUGAAUGAUGAUCCUAAAACCUCCAUGCGAUAUCUUCUGUCCUACAUCAUGGAACCUGAAGUCGCCAUUAAUUUCACGUUACUUGGUACUUCAUCAAAACGAGCGAUUCAGAAGUGCCGGUUUUAUGGCUGCGUACGAAGUGCACUUACUAAUCGAUCCCUGUCGUCAUCUGUCACUGAGAAAGACCUUGUGAAACUAUAUGACAUGGCUACACAAAGUUAUUUUCACGACAUAAGAGACAAAGUACAGAAGAGUCAUCGACGGAAGAAAGAACACGUAGAGUCUUCCGUGUUUAAGAAUAUAACCGUAAGUUCAGCUUCAAGUACCUUGUUGUGCAAAACAAGUUUCCUAGAUAUAGUAACGUUCUUCUUCAUUACAUUUUAGAAUUCACAAGAAUUAUUUGAGUCUCCAUAGUUCAAAAGGCCUGAUGGAAAGAAACAACACGUGAAAUAUCUGGUCCGUGACAAUUGCAAUUACAUCAGGAACAUUGAUGCUCUACCAUCUGCCAAGUGCUCAUGACGUUGUACAAUAAUAAGCUUUUUGUUUUCAAUAAAAAUUUGGAACUUAUACCAUAUAUUACGUACAUUACAUUAUUCGUGUGCUGUGUUGUGGGAAUGAAGGUGAACACAGGAGGCGGUUGGGGUAAAUACAGAAGCGUUUUAAAAGUGGGCGCUUAAUUACAUCGGUGUGCAUGUAGUAGAAAAGUAGACAAUUCGUCGGAUAUUUAGGGUGCGAAUCGGAAAUUCGUCGAAAAUUUAAGGUAAAAGUCGGCAAUUUAGCGACAUUUGAAAAACAGAGCGACAGAAAGGGGAAAUUUCGCUUUAUUUCCCCUUUAUUGGUUGUAUGGGGAUGAACGUGGGUGUUAGUAGUUGUUUAUAAAUUGUAAUUGAGAGUCAAACUAUUCAUGAAUCUUGUAAUGGUAAUAAUAAUCAUUCCAUGCGACGUUCCUAAUGGAAGUUUGUUUUUCUAUAGCAGGGCAACAAAGAGUAAACGCACUGGAAAUAGAGGAAGAAGCCCUACGCGAUCUGAACGAGCAGAACAAUGAAUAAAACUAUUCUGUAGAAAGUUUCCCCUUUUGCACUCAACCGUGUCUUUCAAUUUUAAAAAUAUAUGUUGUACCAGUACAUUGUGUUCUUACUUUGACGGCACUUACCGGUCCUCACUGUAGUGUUGUUGUUUCAGAUCGCUCCUGCUUCAAAGUGGACGUCAAUAUAUAACGUGCUACAUUACGAUAUGAACUAUUAAUAUACAGCCGUAAACAGUUUAAUCCAUGAUAAGUAUCAUCGUUGUUAACUGGACUGAUAUGUUAUUACGUAAUAAUUGCAUUGAGCAAGCUAUCCAUACAUUUUGUUAUACAACUUAUGACUUCUGUCAACUAAUUGAAAGGCUCAAAUCUUUGUAAUAAUCAAGUCUAUGCAGGUGAACAACUUGGCGAAUUUCUUAAUAUGGAAGUUUAUGCGGAGAAACAAUUCACACAUUGACGAUAACUGUGUUUUGUAUUGACCACUACCGCGUUUAUUCAUCUAAUACGUUAUCUAAAUACAAUAUAAAU